Molecule: messenger RNA, 1275 nt
Organism: Pangasianodon hypophthalmus (striped catfish)
Lineage: Eukaryota; Metazoa; Chordata; Actinopteri; Siluriformes; Pangasiidae
Gene: ctbs
Product: chitobiase, di-N-acetyl-
Exons: 7
Coding region: 95-1177 (360 amino acids)
Biological process (GO): chitin catabolic process; carbohydrate metabolic process
Cellular component (GO): extracellular region
Molecular function (GO): chitinase activity; chitin binding
Source: RefSeq, a predicted model, not a curated record
UCUCUACAUAGUUGUCCGUCUCGCGCACCAUAUUGAGGAAGUAAACAGACAGUUGAGUGUCGCGUGAUUACUUUACCAUUCUCUUGUGGAGAAAAUGUGGCUGGUUCUGUCGUUUGUGGUCGCUUUGAGUGUGUCAGGCUCAUCACAAGUGUGUCCGUGCAAACAAGAGGAGCUUUGUCAGCCCGUCCAGCAUGAACAUGAGUUCGAAGUAUUCGUAUUUGAUGUUGGUGGUAAAUCUUGGAAAUUUUAUGACUGGUCCCAUGUGACGACAAUUGCUAGUUUUGGAAAAUAUGAUGCUGAGCUAAUGUGCUACGCUCAUUCUAAAGGGGCAAGACUUGUUUUGAAAGGUGAUGUGCCCCUCUCAGAUAUUGUGGAUGCUGCCAAAAGGACAGUUUGGAUCACAGAAAAAGUCAAUUUGGCUAAAAGCCAGUUCAUGGAUGGCAUAAACCUUGAUAUUGAGCAGGCUGUAGAGGAGUCUUCCCCUGAGUACUACGCUUUGACAGCCCUUGUCAAGGAGACCACUGAAAUGUUCCAUAAAGAAAUUCCAGGCUCUCAGGUAUCAUUCGACGUGGCUUGGUCGCCUAAGUGCAUUGAUAAGCGCUGCUAUGACUACAAAGCAAUUGCAGAUUCCUGCGACCUGGUUUUUGUCAUGUCUUAUGAUGAACAGAGUCAGAUCUGGGGAGACUGCAUUGCAAUGGCAAAUGCACCUUUAAAUCAAACACUGGCAGGUUAUGAUCAAUACAUGGGGAUGAAAAUAGAUUCCAAAAAACUGGUGAUGGGAGUUCCAUGGUAUGGUUAUGACUACCUGUGCCUGAACUUGUCUCAGGAAGGCGUCUGUACAAUUCCUAAAGUGUCUUUUAGAGGAGCGCCUUGCAGUGAUGCAUCUGGAAAGCAAAUCCCUUACAGCACUAUAAUGAAACAAAUCAGUAGCUCCAUGUCUGGGAGGCUCUGGGAUGAAGUCCAACAAGCUCCCUAUUAUAAUUACAAGGAUGGCAAGGGAAACAUCCAUCAGGUGUGGUAUGAUGAUCCGGAGAGCAUUUCAUUGAAGGCUGCCUACGUAGGACAGCAGAGUUUGAGAGGAAUCGGCAUGUGGAACGGAAAUCUCCUUGACUACUCGGAUGACCCUGUCGCCCAGCAGCAAAGUGCUGAAAUGUGGAAUGCCCUCAUCCCAAAAUAACAUGCAUCUAUGACAGUCUCUUAUGAGCCUACAACUGUUUCUCCUAUCCAGUAGAACGUUUUUCCCAGAUCUAAUAAAAGACAUCUUGUAAGACUUGA